This is a messenger RNA of Podospora bellae-mahoneyi, 3013 nucleotides long. RefSeq lists its product as uncharacterized. Gene Ontology annotation, biological process: chitin catabolic process; carbohydrate metabolic process. Bases 2024 to 3013 code for a protein of 329 amino acids. Gene Ontology annotation, molecular function: chitin binding; chitinase activity. Gene Ontology annotation, cellular component: extracellular region. NCBI's taxonomy places the organism in Eukaryota, Fungi, Ascomycota, Sordariomycetes, Sordariales, Podosporaceae. The record is from RefSeq and is a predicted model, not a curated record. The transcript has 3 exons.
UUCCACGACGUGGUUGAAGUCAUCCAGGGCCCAAGCGCGGGGCAGGUGAAAUAUUCCCCACCCUAUCACUCAGCAUCUGACCCCUGCGCCUGGGUAUGACUUGCAGCAGUCCUAGCAGGGCUGGGUUCGACCUGUUACACACUGCAGUUGGUACAUAUACAGUUGGGCUGGACGAAGAGCUGGCACAUACAGGAGAGGUCUGUUGGUGCGAACACCUGAUUGGGCUGACCCACAGUCAAUACAGCCCUCAAUUGAGCAAAAUUUGAAAUUUUCACCGUCAGGUCUGUGAGGUGAAGAGGCUGUGUUGGGGUUUGGGGUACGGGUGCUGGAGAGAACGGGGGUUGGAAAGCUACUCCGUAAAAAACCUCCGUUAAGCAAAAGAUAUGGAAGUCUUCUGGAAGCCCGCCAAAUUGAUUGCGUAGGUGAUGACUAACAGGGAUUUAGGCUUUCGACCAACUUCACUUUUGGCACACCUCGAAGGAAGGAUCUCACCCACAGCCACAGCAAUCCAAUCCUUUUUCUCCUGUAUUGACUCCUCCAGGGACAUCUUUUUCUAUUACUUAUCAAAAGAUACAGGAUAACCCCCGCGCCUUGCUUUGGCCCAAUAUCAGACUUGCAUAGGCACACACACGCGUUUGGUCGAAGAUGCCCGAGCAAGACAGACAGGACGACAUGUCACUCCGGAGACGUCUGAAUUGAAACAAUUGACGACUCGGUGACUGGCCAGAGACCUCAUUCUUCCUCUCCUCACUCGUCGAUGGUGCAUGGUGGGCCAUGGUCAGAGCCAAGACAGCUACUUAUCGUUAUGUCUCUUGGUCUAGGGUUUAGGUUUUGCACCAUGCGUACCUAGUUGCAACCAAGAUGUCGAUACUACCAUGUGCGGCACAUGUAAGAGACGAGCGAACCAUUGUAUUCUGCUAGCGAUUCCACGAGCCCUAAUCCCCCGGCAUCCCGGUCCGCCGUUGAGGUGAGCCUCGGGAGACGACAGAACAACGGCGAAAAUCCUAGGCGAGAUGGAGUCGAACGGUGCCAAGGGCUCAACUCACCAAGACCCCAUUCUCGACCAUCUUCUCACCGACAUGUCUCUCUCUCUCUUUCUCCCUCUCACGUGUCCUGUUGACCUCAAACAGGAAUUGCCAUUUAUAGCACCCAGUUCGCGCUUUUUUACACCAGCCGUGCUUUUGCUCGGCUGGUCGUGUGCGCUCACCGCCGACUAACUGAGAUGAUUGGAUGGCCAGCGUUGGAGCUACAGGAAGCCGUGAAAAUGGCAGCCAGCGUGAUUAUCCGUACGGAAAUCGGCAGCCAGAGCCCAUGGUGGAUUCGGAACGAGUACUCCUUGGUGAAUCUCCAACUGCCGCUAAGAGGGCUCCUCGUUGCUACCAUCCGGCAAGAAACACCAAGGUCAAGCUCAAGUGGCAUGGACCCGCGGAACCGUGGACGGAGCAGGAAAAUCAUCAUGUUACAUCUCAGUCUCUUUUUUUCUCCUUCACAUCCCGCGCUGGAUCGUCUGAGCUGGUACUCGUCACCAGAGAUUCAACACCCGCCUUUUAUAUCCCUGCUGCAUUACUGCCACAAGCUGUGGUCUUGUUCCGACAGAUGGCCCAUUGUAUCCUUGAUCGCCCGGUCAUCGACCAGCCUCCCCCCAGCAAAUUAUGUCAUGCAGCUUCCCUUUUCUCAACUCAAUCUUCGAUAGCCCUGUAUGGCUCCACCGAGCUUGGGUAGGCAGGCAGGCGACUCACCUCGAGCUGCUUUCCCACUCGUCCCAUCAGCCAUGUAGCUAGGUAUAAGAAUACACUCCGGGAAAGUCGUCGUCCACCCCCUUGAUGCCCGACCGCAGCUCCCGACACCUCAGAGGUCAAAAUGAGCUGGCAGAAGUCUCUGUCUCAGAAACGCGGAUAUUUCCUUGUUCACCUGGUUCUUAAAGAGUAGACAUCUCUGUGGUUGAUUUCCCUCUCUGCUGUCCACGCACCAAGCACUACUACUACACUUUCAGACUUACAAACUCGAUCAGCAACAGAACAUCAUGUCUUCCUCCCGAAAGUCUCGCAUAACAAAUGCCUCCAAUGUCAUGUACACCAAUGCCGUGUAUUGGCCGAACAAUAGGCUUUACAAAGGAGACACCCCCGGCGCCCUGAACUACGGAUGCAUCAACAGAGUCUACUACGCUUUCGCCAACGUGACAGCUGACGGAGGAGUUUUUCUCAGUGACGAGUGGGCAGAUGCUCGAGCACCUUGCGAUGGUGUUCAGGGUGCUCUGGGAUCGUUGAUGCAUCUGAAGCAAAGAUAUCCUCACUUACAAGUGAUUUUGUCUAUUGGCGGAGGAGCUUCAGCUGAGACAUUUCCCAUUGUGGCGUCAAGCACUAUACUCCGUGACAACUUUGCCCGCUCGGCCCGAGGGCUGGUGGAAGCAUCAGGCCUUGACGGCAUUGACAUUGUCUGGGAAUAUCCUUGCAAUCCGCAGCAAGGCAAUGACUUCCUCGCCCUCAUGGCAGCAAUUCGACUCCAUCUACCCGAGGACCAUUAUCUGCUCACCGCUGCCCUGCCUGCAGCCCGAGUUGUCCUUCAGAACAUCGACCAUGGGCGAGCGUCCGAGUACCUUGAUGCAAUCAACCUCGUUGCCUACGAUUUCUUCGGUACAUGGACUCCCAAAGGUGGCCACCAUGCCCAGCUGUAUUCGAUGAGCAAGGAUGAAGAAUCGGGGGCGUCCGGUGUCCAGUUUCUGAUGGCUUCGGGAGUUCCUGCGAACAAGAUCCUUCUGGGCAUCCCAUGCUUUGGGCGAAGCUUUCUCAACGUCACAGGCCCGGGGCAUAAGAAUCGGGGUGCUGGGGGUGAAGAUGGAUCCUUUGACUACAGUCAGCUUCCCAGGAAAGGCACCAAAGAACAGGUGGACAAGCGUGCCGUGGCAGCACAAUGUGUUGGUGGUGAUGGUGGGUUCGUUACCUACGACAAUCCGGACACGGUGAAGAUCAAAGCUACAUUUUGCAAGCAGAAAGGUCUCGGAGUAAGCCUAUAG